Syngnathus typhle (broad-nosed pipefish) is the source of this 2410-nucleotide messenger RNA. It is a transcript of the gene olfml1, whose product is annotated as olfactomedin-like 1. Lineage: Eukaryota; Metazoa; Chordata; Actinopteri; Syngnathiformes; Syngnathidae. The record is from RefSeq and is a predicted model, not a curated record. The coding region runs from base 402 to 1622 and encodes 406 amino acids. The transcript has 8 exons. Gene Ontology annotation, biological process: signal transduction.
CAAGAAAGGCAGAGCCCAAAGGAGGGAGUCACAGAUUGCCAAGGAGAGAGGAACUGAGGGGCUGGAACUCCACAUGUGCAUCUGGAUCCAAAAACCACUGGACUCUUAAGCAACAACUAAAUGAGAAACAACACAGAAUGUUCUGGAGCUACAAAUCAGAGCAGAGCCUUUUCUAAACCCAGCAAGAAAAGGGGUGGGAAGAGCAUCCAUUUCUCAAGAAACCUUUCAACACAGCAAGACUAUUGUAACUACUUCUGGGGAUUAUUCUUUUUGUGUAUCUUUUCAGGGAAACUAUUCAAUGAAAUGUAUUCUGUGGGGGAUCUGCAGAAUAAUUGAAAAACAACUUUUUGUAACUUCAUAAUAAAUCCAGUGUUGAGCUAUUUUACCUCGGAGCGCAAAUAAUGUCAGAGAAAGAAUUUUUGGUCUUUUUUUUCCUAUUUCUUUGUCUAAGUGUGAGUACAGUCAAGAGCCAGGGUUCUACCCAAGAUGCCUUUUUACUCCAGUACCUGGAGAGGAGAUUGGUUCAGAUAGAGGAGCGGCUGAAUCAAUGUGAGCAAAACACAGUGAGCAUAACUCAGAAGACCUACGAUGUCUCUUCAGAAAUGCGAGCUCAUCUGUCCACCUUGAAUGUUAUGAGAUCAGAGGUGAGGAGCCAGCUGGACAGCAUCUCUGCACGUGUAGAGCGAGUGGAGAGAGAACUGGAAUAUCUCGAAAACAAAAUGCCCGCACAAUCGGAUAUCGAGAUGGAGGAGGCGCUGCUUGAACAACAGAUAAAAGCAGCAGAACUCGACCAGAUAAAGAGGAAAGCUAAAAUCAAAGUGGAAAAUGAUUGCAAUGUAGCCUUGAGUCAAAUCAAGUCUCUCAAAAUGGUGAAAAAGAUGGGAGAUAACGCAGGCUCCUGGUUCAAGGACCCUUCUGAUGGCUCAGCCAAGGUCUACCUGCUGAGUGGAAUCCGGAACGACACACUGCUGGAGUACACAUCGCUACAAAGCUUCUCAGAGAAAGUUGCGGUACCCCCGGGAAAAGUGGUCAAGUUGCCUUCUUCGUGGCAGGGAACAGGCCACAUAGUCUACAAUGGAUUCCUCUACUACCACAAAGCAGACACGCCCAACCAGAUACUAAAAGUUGACUUGUCCAAUGGCACAGUGGUGGACAGCACCAUUCUCCCAAAUGCUGGUCGUCUCCCAGUGUACAGCUUGAAUACCAACACUUACUUGGACAUGGCUGUGGAUGAACUAGGUCUUUGGGUCAUUCAUGCUGACCCGGAAUACGAUGGAAACUUGGUUAUAACUAAACUAGAUAAAGGAAACCUGGCAGCCGAGUAUAUCUGGGAUACACAGUGUAAAAGUCAUGAUGCUGAAGGAGCAUUCAUAAUAUGUGGGACUCUUUACGUUGUCUACAACACACACUAUGGUGGGCGGUCAACUGUACAGUGUCUCUAUGAUAUUCACGACACCAUCCACAGUGCUGAGAGUCCUGUGGUGUUCUUUCCAAAACGCUACACAAGCCACAGCAGCAUCCACUACCACCCUGGAGACAAACAGCUGUACGCCUGGGAUGAUGGCUACCAGACAAUAUACCAAGUAGAGACACAUCCCAGUGAUCAAAUUACAGCUGAGUAAAAGUUUAUUUCACAUAUUUUCUCUUCUAAAGUGAUCAUAUUCCUAACAGUUAUUACACACAAUAAGUAUUCACACAUUAAGCCCGUGUUACAGUCUUUUGUCCUGGUACUUUGCAGACAGUAGACCAAAUAAAUGUUACAUGUUGUAUCACAAUAAUAAAGAGCAUUAAAAGGCAUGUGUGUUUUCAUUCAAAUUUAAGCAAGCCACUUUUAAACUAUUAGUAGAGGUACUUCCAGCUUCAUAGAAACCUGAAUAGAUUUGAGAAAUUCAGGUUUGUAGCAGAAAUUAAAAGACCAUGCAUAUUGUAGAAUAAACCUCACAUAUUUCAAUUUAGUGGUCACAUACAAUACACGUACACACACACAAAUAUAUGUGUGCAUGUAUUGUAUGUGACCUUUAGACCACUAGAUGGAGACAUAAUGCAAUUAAUAAAAUACUUUCCAGAUCUGUUAUCUUAAGACCAUAAAGUGGAUAAUUGAUAGACAUGAUUAAAUAAUGUUCUCUGUAUUGGUGGUUCAUUUGAUCAAUGAUGCUAUCAUCCCGCACUAAAAGGUUGUUAUGAUUUAUCCUACUUUGAAAUGUACAAUCAAUUUAACACCCCUGAAGCACCCAUUUGUCAGCAUCUUGUGUGUUCAUUUUUUCAAGUAUUACAGAAAAUGGAUGGAUGGAUGGAUGGACUUUGAAAUCAAAUACAUAGGAACUUUCUUGAAAAUCCAAUAUCAUUUGUAUGUGCAUUUUGUUGCUGUUGUUUUAAAUCAAUCAUCUUAAAUAAAUAAAAACUUCCAUUA